Messenger RNA from Schistocerca gregaria, 6099 nucleotides. RefSeq names its product cytochrome P450 4g15-like. The transcript has 8 exons. Gene Ontology annotation, molecular function: iron ion binding; heme binding; monooxygenase activity. The coding region runs from base 124 to 1635 and encodes 503 amino acids. NCBI's taxonomy places the organism in Eukaryota, Metazoa, Arthropoda, Insecta, Orthoptera, Acrididae. The record is from RefSeq and is a predicted model, not a curated record.
CUCGCGUCAGCCGGUCCACGUAUUCCCGGUUUCUGUGCAGACGUCCCGGGAUAUGUCCCUGGAUGUCCAGAGAAACUAUUUCCAGUGGAGCUUAGGUUUGUUCUCAGGCGACCAAGUUGAACCAUGGCAUGGUGGGCGUGGCUGUUGGUGCAGUCGGUGGUGUGGUGCAGCGCCGGCGUGGUGGCGGUGCUGUGGUGGCUGUGGGUCACCAAACCCCACGUCGACAUCCCUGGGCCGCCCACACUGCCUAUCAUCGGGAAUGCUCUGGACUUCCUGGAGCAUCCAGUGACUGUCAACAAGAUUCGAGACUUCCACCGCCAGUACGGAGACUUGUUGAGGUUCUACGCGGGCCCAAAACUGGUGGUAUUGGCCGCUCACCCAGACGACAUACAACACGUCAUGGUGACAUCCAAGAUAGUAGAGCGAGAUCCCCUCACCACGAGCGCCAUGCGGUCCUUCGUCGGCGACGGACUACUCACCCUCAACGGCAGCCGCUGGAAGACGCACCGCAAACUCAUCAACCCCACGUUCCACUCUGAGCUGCAUGGGAACUUCCUGGAGGCGUUCCACGAGGGCUCCCUCUACUUGAGCGAGCUGCUGGCCACAGACAGCGCGGGCGGCGCCGCCCCCGCCGACGUGCACGCCGCGGCGUUCUCCAGCGCGAUGCGGAGCUUCUGCAUCGCCUCCAUCGGCGUCGACCCUGACCGGCUCAUACCGGACAUAUCGAAGCACGAGGUCUCUGCGGUGAUGAGACGAAUCAUAGUUCUCAUGCAGACGAUGAUGGUGCGACCGUGGCGGCGGAGCUUGUCGCUGCUGCGGCUGAGUUCAGAGGGCCGCGCCAUCUUAAUGUACUAUGCGCACCUGCGGAAGAGUGUAGACGAGGUCAUCGCCCUGAGGUCGGCGGCCACAGAGGAGGGACCAGCCAAGAUGCGGCGGCGUCUGCUCGAGACGCUGGUGAAACCUGGUGGGCAGACCGCCAUCCCACUCUCGGAGGUCCAGGACGAGCUGAUGACGAUGGCAGUGACCGCCACCGACACGACGGCUAUGUUGAUGAGUUACACGCUGGCGCUGCUCGCGCUCCACCCAGACUGGCAGGACGCGGCCCGACGGGAGCUGAAGGACGUCUUCGGCGAGGGCGGCGACUACCUGCGGUCUCCCAGCCUCGCAGAGCUGGCCAGCCUCAGGGUCCUGGAGAGCAUCAUCAAGGAGACGCUGCGGCUGUUCCCGGUGGUUCCGAUGCUCCCCCGGAUACUUACGGAGGACAUCAGGUUGUCCGGUGGGCGGGUACUAGUACCGAAGGGCACGAUACUGUACGUGGCGCCCUUCCUCACGCACCGCCUGCCGCAGUUCUUCCCAGACCCGCUGAAGUUCGACCCUUCGCGCUUCCUGGAGGGUCGAAGUGGCGAAGAGCACCCCUGCAGCUACCUGCCUUUCGGACUGGGCUCACGCAACUGCGUGGGCUCCCAGUACGCGCGCCUCGAGAUCAAAGUCUUCCUGGCGACCGUCUUGAGACGCUUCCGGUUCCUGCCGCACAGCCGCUGGGAGGACCUUGAAAACUCCGUGCUCAGCAUCACCCUACACACCUUCAAGCCGAUCGAGGUCUACUGUGUGCCUCUGCAAGAGUCUGGCCUGUAGCACCACCACCCGACACACCCUCGGACCUCAAUGCGUUCCUGGAGAGGUCCUUCUGCUUCUACAUCCUAUCCAUCAUCCUUCACACGAUAACAUCUGGAAUUCCUGUUCGCUCCUGCCAUCACAUAGGAUCGCUCUCAUGACACUAUUAAAUCUCAUUGUUUCCCAGCCAGUAUUCACAGGAGAUUCAUAACUUUGAUGCACAGUCACUGAGAGGACCUGGGGCACCCACUCUCUUUCAGUCUGCACACUGUCCAGCUGCGAAGGGUUUCCUGUGUGCCUCUGCAGGUGCCCACUUUGUAGGAGCACAAUGUGCCCCUGGACCUCAGUAUGUCCAUGGUGAACAGUGACAGCCACUUUUGUUCCCUGCUAGACAAUCACUUGGAGGACUUGCAAUGCUGCACCCUUUUCAUCAGCCUUCACAUCAGGCAGUCACGGACACCUGUGUGCUCCUGCUCGGCCCAGCACAUCAGUUUGCUCUCAUGACAUUACUUUCUUAGCCAGUACUCACAAGAGAUUCAGCUUCCUGUUACGACUCCACUGGGAAGACCUGGAAGACAAUGCAUUCUCCUUAAGACUGUACAUGGUUGAUCCAAGCAGAUUCUGCUGCAUGGCACUAAUCACAUAAUAACACACUUUUUACUGCUGGAACUCAUUCUCUUUGAGGCCAUCAUCCUAAGGCAGUUUCCUACUGCACAGCCUUUGGGAAGACCUUAUUCAUCCCACUCUCCAUCAACCUAUAUACUGUUGUCAUGGCCUCCUGCAUGCCCAUAAACGAGCCCAGGCUGUAGCACUGCUGGACCUCUUGAUGCAUAUCCAGGAGGUCAUGUGCUUCCUACUAAGCAGACACUGACAGGAUCUCUUCACAUCUAUCAACCUUUAUGGCAUCUGGUCAGGGACUCAUGUUCACUUCUGCAGAGGCCUACAACAUAGGCUCGCUCCCAGGACAAGAUUUUCCUAACCAAUACCCAGGUGAUACACUACUGCUGGGACCAGCUGGAGGAUAGGCAGUGGAGGACUAUGCAUUCUCCUUGAGACUGUGCUAUUCACCCAGCCUUCAAGCAUCUGGUAAGGUACUCCUGCAUUCUUCGGCAGAGGAUCGCUCUCAUGACAUUGUUAAACUUAAAGGCCUUCCUAUCCAAAACUCGGGUGCUAGACAGUGAUUUGGACUACCUUGAGGUUAGUGCAUUCUCUUUGAGACUGUACACCAUCCAUCCAUGCUGGAUCUUCUGCAUUCUAACAACCACACAGCACUGCACACUGCUCGAGCUCAUUCUUUUCCAGUUGAUCAUCCUGAGGCACUUCAGCUUCUGGGCACACGGUUAUUGUGAGGGCCUGGAGUACAUACUGUUCUUUCUAAGCCUAAUGCAGUCCAGGUGAUUAGGGAUACCAGUGUGUCUCUGCAGAGGUCCACGAAAUGAAAAAGAAGAUGUGCCUGAUCUGAGGCACUGCCAGUUCCUGCUACACAGCAGCUUUCAGGAAGUGAAGGGCAAUGCACUCUCCUUCAGACUCUAUACACUAAUCAGCCAGAAAAUUAUGACCAUCUGCCUAAUAGCCGGUAUGUCAACCUUUGGCUCGGAUAAUAGAGGUGAUGCAUCAUGACAUGGAAGCAGUGAGGCAUUGGUAGGUCAUUGGAGGGAGGUGACACCACAUCUGCACACACCACUCACCUAAUUCCCACAAAUUCCAACGAGGCCAGCGAUGAGCUCUGACGCCACGUUCAGUGACAUUCCAGAUGUGUUUGGGCGAGUUGUUGCGCAGCACAUCAAUUUGAGCUCACAAUUGUGUUCCUCGAACCACUGAAUCACACUCUUGACCUUCUGACAUGGCGCAUUAUCUUGUUGAAAAAUACCAUUGCUGUCAGGAAACAUAAUCGUCACAAAGAGAUGUACGUGGAUUAAAACCAAUGUAUGAUACUCCUUGGUCGUCAUGGUGUCUUGCACAAGCUCCAUUGAAGCAAUGGAUGCCUAUAUGAACGUUCCCCAGAACAUAUUGGUUCACUGCCAGCUGCCAGCUUGUCUCUGUCCCACAGUACAGGCAUCAAGGAGCUAAUCCCCUGGAAGACGCCGAUGUGCACUCUCCCAUUGGCAAGAUGAAGUAUUUAUCAGGCCAUGCUGUGCUCCACCGCUGCGCCCUUGUCAAGUACCAACAGUCACGUGUCCAUUUCAUUUGUAGUUAUCAAUGUUGUGGUGUUAACAUUGGCACAUGCAUGAGUUGUCAGCUGUGGAGGCCAAUCGUUAGGAGUGUUCGGUGGACUGUGUAUUUAGAGACACUUGUUCUCUAAGCAGUAUUAAAGUCAGAUGUUAGUCCUGCCUUUCCUGUUUUUCCAGUCUGCUCGCCUACGAUGUUAGACAUUAUGUGAUGAGGGCUGGUCGCCAAUUUUCAGGAAGCCUGGAUGCGGUUUCACCUUGUUUUCGCUACAUGUUGAAACACUGACUGCAGCACUCCUCGAACACCAGACAAGUCAGGCACUUUCCGAAAUGCUCAUGGCGAGACUCCAGGCCAUCACAAUGUGUCAUCGAUCAGACAGACAGAUCGCUUGCCUUCCUCAUUCUACACAUGAAUAGCAUACUCGUACUCCAUGCACCAUGUGUGUGUCAGCCUAACAGUCAUUCCUCAACAGCCGACACUGCUAUUGCAUCGACGAGUUUAUAUCAAUAGUAAAUCUGUGAUCAUUAUGUUCCGCCUGAUCAAUGUUUAAUCCAUUCAAUCUGGGCCUCUUGUGUACCUAUGCAGGGUCCCAUCACAUAGAUCACCGUCCAAAUAGCUAGACUCCUCAACCUCCAUAGCCAGUACCCAGAGGAGACUUUGUUUCCUGCUACAUGCCCACUGGAAGGAUACAUUCUACAUCACCAUAUAGAUCAUCUAUCUGAUGAACGUCUCGUUUGUGUGUUCAAGAAGCCUAAUAUCAUAACUAUCCAUUCUGCAGCAAUUUAAGUUUCUCCUGGCCAAAAUUUUGAAAUGUUUCCCCUUACUACAACAGGUCUUUUGGGAGGACCUGGCACACAAUUCAUUCUGCACUGGAUUACAUAGCAUCCAGUUAAUCAGUCUUCAGAUGCUUAAUGCUCCUGCAGUAGCCCACAAUAACAAACACUGAUGCUGGUCAGAGCAUUCCUGGCCAGUGGCCAAAGGUACAUCCACUUCCUGCUGUGCAGCUGCUGGAAUAGUACACUAUCCAGUUGAUCAGGGCCUCAUGUAUGUCUUCUGCCUAUGUAGGAACCCACUGUAAACUGUCCAUGCAGGUGCAGUCUUUCGCAUGCCUCUAUAGGAGCCCACUGGACACCACCACACUCCACACUACUGUAACUCAGGGUCUUCCUGGCCGAAAUCCUGAAGCGCUCCCACUUCCUGCCACACUGGUGCUGAGGUUAUCUGGAGCAUAACGCACACUCAGUGCCCUACACACUGGACAAUCAGGGCUUCCUUCAUGUCUCUGGACGAGCCCAGCAUAUACUACCACCAUUCGUAUGGAUGGAGCUGAAGGUCUUGCUGGUCAUUAUCAGGAGGUGCUUUUGCUUUCUGCUGCAGAACAGCUAGAAUGAUGUAGGGGACAAUGCACCGCCUGGCAGCCUACACUCUGUCCACCACACAUCUCUGCAGGUGCCUCGAGCAGGCAGCACAUAUUACUGCUGUCGACACUGGUGGGCAACAAGGUGCAGCUUAUCUGAUGAGUGGUUUCUGACGAGCACUUCGAAUUGAGAUUUUUCUAUUAACAUGUACAUACUUAUCUAUAUAUGGAAUAAUUUGUUGAUACUCCAAUUUUAUUAUGUAAAAUAACUCUUUUGUUCUUAAUGUUUGUCUUCUGACAAAGUGCAGAACUGUUUCUGUUAUUGAUGUGUGUGUGGGUAUUGUCUAGGUUGUAAUUAAUAAGAUAAUCUGGAAGCAUUAUUCUCUACGAAAAUUAAUGCUAUGGCUAAUGUAGGGAUAUAUUUUAUCUAUGUAAUAUUUUGUCAAUGUUGAUGAAACUUUGCUGGUGAAACAAGUUAAUAUGCAUUGCUGUGUCACGAAGAGGACUUGAGAAUAUAUACAGAGCACUAUGUGGAUAUUAUAAUAUGACUGUUUUGAGUAUUGUGCUAAGUGAAAGCGUUGUGGAGGCUGUGGUAUAGUAAUUUUCUAUGCUGCAUUAUAAUACAAAUGGAAGUUACUGCUGUUUUAAAUUCAACUAUUAUUAAAAGACUGUGCUCGUACAUUUAAGCUGUGUGGGAGAUGGAGUUUUGAUAAGAUGGAGUUCUUGAUAAGAACUGUGUGAACUGUAUUAAUUAAAUGCUGAAACUGUAAUUUUGUUCCUCAUAGAUUUUAAGCAAUCAACUUCUCUGUGAGCAUUAAAAUGAACUUCAGGCAGACAGAAUCUGACCGAUUGUAUGGACCAUUCGCGCAUUUUACACUUCUUGUGUGUGUGUGUGAACUAAAAUAAAUGUACACAAUCUGAUAAAAUAAACUUGGAAAUGGUGCGUGGUGUUGACAGUA